UCUUGCUGGUCACCAACACGAAGCAAAAGGACACCAGAAACAUAGUACACUUGAGCUCACUCCAAACUCAAACACUCACACCAAUGGCUCUCCAAGUUCAGGCCGCACUCCUGCCCUCUGCUCUCUCUGUCCCCAAGAAGGGUAACUUGAGCGCGGUGGUGAAGGAGCCGGGGUUCCUUAGCGUGAGCCAGAAGGCCAAGAAGCCGUCGCUGGUGGUGAGGGCGGUGGCGACGCCGGCGGCGCCGGUGGCGAGCCCCGGCGCGGGCACGUCGAAGGCGGACGGGAAGAAGACGCUGCGGCAGGGGGUGGUGGUGAUCACCGGCGCGUCGUCGGGGCUCGGGCUCGCGGCGGCGAAGGCGCUGGCGGAGACGGGGAAGUGGCACGUGGUGAUGGCGUGCCGCGACUUCCUGAAGGCGGCGACGGCGGCGAAGGCGGCGGGGAUGGCGGCGGGGAGCUACACCGUCAUGCACCUGGACCUCGCCUCCCUCGACAGCGUCCGCCAGUUCGUGGACAACUUCCGGCGCUCCGGCAUGCCGCUCGACGCGCUGGUGUGCAACGCCGCCAUCUACCGGCCGACGGCGCGGCAGCCGACGUUCACCGCCGACGGGUACGAGAUGAGCGUCGGGGUGAACCACCUGGGCCACUUCCUCCUCGCCCGCCUCAUGCUCGACGACCUCAAGAAAUCCGACUACCCGUCGCGGCGGCUCAUCAUCCUCGGCUCCAUCACCGGCAACACCAACACCCUCGCCGGCAACGUCCCUCCCAAGGCCGGGCUAGGCGACCUCCGGGGGCUCGCCGGCGGGCUCCGCGGGCAGAACGGGUCGGCGAUGAUCGACGGCGCGGAGAGCUUCGACGGCGCCAAGGCGUACAAGGACAGCAAGAUCUGUAACAUGCUGACGAUGCAGGAGUUCCACCGGAGAUUCCACGAGGAGACCGGGAUCACGUUCGCGUCGCUGUACCCGGGGUGCAUCGCGACGACGGGCUUGUUCCGCGAGCACAUCCCGCUGUUCCGGCUGCUGUUCCCGCCGUUCCAGCGGUUCGUGACGAAGGGGUUCGUGUCGGAGGCGGAGUCCGGGAAGCGGCUGGCGCAGGUGGUGGGCGACCCGAGCCUGACCAAGUCCGGCGUGUACUGGAGCUGGAACAAGGACUCGGCGUCGUUCGAGAACCAGCUCUCGCAGGAGGCCAGCGACCCGGAGAAGGCCAGGAAGCUCUGGGACCUCAGCGAGAAGCUCGUCGGCCUCGUCUGAGUUUAUUAUUUACCCAUUCGUUUCAACUGUUAAUUUCUUCGGGGUUUAGGGGGUUUCAGCUUUCAGUGAGAGAGGCCUGUCAAGUGAUGUACAAUUAGUAAUUUUUUUUUACCCGACAAAUCAUGCAAUAAAACCACAGGCUUACAUUA
This is a messenger RNA of Oryza sativa Japonica Group (Japanese rice), 1396 nucleotides long. The record is from RefSeq and is a predicted model, not a curated record. NCBI's taxonomy places the organism in Eukaryota, Viridiplantae, Streptophyta, Magnoliopsida, Poales, Poaceae.